AUGGACAUCUACGACACCUCCAACCCACAAUGCCGCCAGGCCCUGCGCCGCUACGCAAGUCUCAACCCGUGCGACGUGCAGCGCAACCGCCACGUCCGCGACUUUUCUAACUCCCAAAAUCUCAUCGCCCUCGACUACUUCAUUUACUCCGUGUGCGAGCAAUGCUGUGAUUGCAUUCCGAGGGGGACAAAGCCCGGCGAGUUUGCAAAGAGGAAAGCCGCCGGCACGUUGAUCAAGGUCGAUCGCGCCAACUGCCCGGCGCAUGCAAGGUACGACGUCUGUAAGGUGUGGCCAAAUAUUAGGCAUCUCAGAUCUCCGUGGGAGCGGCUGCCGCGCGAUUUGAACACUCUUUGGCCGAAGAUCUGUCCCAUCAUUUUCAAGUGGGCCGACUCGCCGGAUGGACAGAACUUGUACAAUAAGGAUCAAAUUAAUCAGCCUGCAAGCAUGACACAGUUCUUGACUAGAUACGUCAAGGUUGCCUUUUGUAGCAAGAAGGCUUUCUGGAAUGAAUGUACGGCGCUUGAAAAGUCCCAGUUGCGCAUUUGA
Messenger RNA from Chondrus crispus (carragheen), 546 nucleotides. RefSeq lists its product as hypothetical. The coding region runs from base 1 to 546 and encodes 181 amino acids. The transcript has a single exon. NCBI's taxonomy places the organism in Eukaryota, Rhodophyta, Florideophyceae, Gigartinales, Gigartinaceae. The record is from RefSeq and is a predicted model, not a curated record.